Molecule: messenger RNA, 742 nt
Organism: Hypoxylon fragiforme
Lineage: Eukaryota; Fungi; Ascomycota; Sordariomycetes; Xylariales; Hypoxylaceae
Exons: 3
Coding region: 77-652 (191 amino acids)
Source: RefSeq, a predicted model, not a curated record
GUAUUGUACCUACCUACAUGGUACCCUACCUAGUAGGUUAGUAUGUACCCCAGAUGUUGCACGCACGACGGACCUUAUGCGAUACGAGCCCACAGAUGGGAGGGGUCCCUCUUUCAGCAUUGGUGUCUGGUCACUCAGGUGUCUUAGACGUCUUGGACUAAAAAAAACAUUGAACGAAGCACUUGAGACUUUCAAACUUGUAAAUACGAGAAACGUUACAACCCAUUUUCUAUUCCGUGCACACUAUCCUAAAUCGUACAUAUCCCCUUGCUACAGCCUGAUUUCAUUCUUGUCACAACUAACCAGCACUGCCACUCCUUUCUUCAACCCCCAAAAAGAAGCUGAACAAGCAAAAUCCAAUUUGGAGGCUUCUGUUGUGCUUCCCUUGUACUACCAUCUGUACAGACCUACUUACAGGCAGACUGACAGGCAAUUCUCGUGUAAGGGGAACAACUUGUUACAGUCGUUGGUACAAUUCAUUCGGCCCAUAACACCACAUACCACAUACCACAUACCACAUACAUACCACAUAAUCUACAUACCCAAUCUACCUACAGCACUCGCCUAUCUGUUGUCAUUUAUGACAGUGUUGUGCCUCUGCUUCUGUGGGCCACUUCGACAAGUUCAACGCCUUGGUCAACUAGUCGCAUAGCGGGAUAGGACCAUAGUAACAUCGUAUAACAGGGAAUUGUUUAGUUUGAAAACAGGUUCAUACCCACUUGAACUUAUUCAUCGUGGUUUU